UAUCCUGGUUGUGUGAUACAUGAUGAGUUAGUAACAUAUCUUACGGCUAAGUCAGUGUAAAACUUAGUCAAAACAUGGAGAUAUUACCCAAAUCUCUAAUUGGUGAAAUGGCUAGAAAUAGCGAUGAUUGUGUGAGUUCAUAUCUUCCUGGCGAAACUUCUGCGGCCGUGGGUACCGAAAGCAGUGUAAGGUUUGAGCUACGAGGAUGUGGGGAGACGUUGAUCUGUGAAGCGAUAUCGGACAGCCCCAGCGCAAUGGACAAAGCAAUAAGGGCCGUUAAAAGUGGAGCACUGUCGCAGUACGCAGCAGCCAAAACGUACAACGUUCCUCGAACGUCGCUGUGGGAACGUUUGAAAGGGGUUCGUCGAAUGAAGCCAGGAGAGCAAUCACGAAAGUUUUCGGCGGUCACGAAACACGAUUUUGCUGCUCACCUAGUGAAGAAUUGGGACAACUUUAAUAUGUCUAGCAAUAUCGUGUCUGGAUUUCAAUCUAGCGGAAUUUAUCCUUUCGACCCCGAGGCGAUUUGUAAAGCAUACGCAGAGCCUGGAGCAGCUCCGUUUCCUGAAAAUGUGCCAUUGAUGGUUGCCACAGUUUAUGCGUCGCAGCUGGAAAAAACACGGUCUGCACUGCGAGAAAUUCAUCUUCUAAGCGAGGCUGCAAUUGAAAAUGUUAUUCAGUAUGUGGUGAGACAGGCUAAAGGGUUUCUGCCUGCUGUUGUUCCUGAAAGAGUUGCCGAAGACUGGCACCGCAGCAUAAUGGGCGCCCACAACCCGAAAACGCGGAAACUGAAAGAAUCUCGGCUCCACGCAGAGACGGGCCUGAUCGCAACAGAUUCCAAAGUUAUUGCUGCUUUAGAACAGCGAGAAAACGAAAAGGCAGAGAAAUUGAAAAAGUCUAAGAAAGCAGCUCCGCUUGGCUUGACUGACGUUACAAAUACACCUCAAAAAAAGAGAUUCAGAAUGUCAAAAAAGUAA
Messenger RNA from Paramacrobiotus metropolitanus, 974 nucleotides. RefSeq lists its product as uncharacterized. The coding region runs from base 75 to 974 and encodes 299 amino acids. The record is from RefSeq and is a predicted model, not a curated record. Lineage: Eukaryota; Metazoa; Tardigrada; Eutardigrada; Parachela; Macrobiotidae. The transcript is spliced from 2 exons. Gene Ontology annotation, molecular function: DNA binding.